Messenger RNA from Ambispora gerdemannii, 471 nucleotides. The record is from the annotation of a GenBank genome assembly. Lineage: Eukaryota; Fungi; Glomeromycota; Glomeromycetes; Archaeosporales; Ambisporaceae.
AUGUCACAAACGAUAACAAUUUCGCCGCGUAUAUCUUUAAGUUCGAGUUCAAUAAAAUCAUACGAACAGACUUCUCCUAAAGAGAGAGUUUCUAUACAUACUCGAGAACCUCCGGUAACACGAUCGAUCGUGCCAAUUAAAGCCGAGUGUCAAGAAUCCAAAGUUCAACAUAAUCUCUCAAGAUUUAAUUCAUCAACGAUGAUGAACCCAGGUCUACAUCGUUAUAUAUCACCAAAAAACAGAAAUAAACUUGCGAGAUAUAAUUCUUCCGAUUCGAAAGUAUCUUUGACAGAAAAGAGAGGUUCUUUAAUAUUCACAAAUUUUUUUGAUCGGCUUCGACAAGAGGAGAAAAAAGUAAAUUUGGAAAUUAAGCGAAGAAGCGAAACGUUAAUCACAAAGUCGAUUUCACCUUUAAUUGGACCUUCUAAACAUAAUUCUUAUUCUGGUCGAACAAAUGUUUCCUUUUGCUAG